AAGGAUUCGGGACGGAGAAGUGUAGCUGUAAAGGGCCGCAGCAAGGAGGAGCGAUCACAGGCAAGUCUCCUCCGCAGGCUCUGGCUAAAGCAGCUGAGCUGCGGGCCGCGGCACCCCCACACCCGGCCCUGCCUGGCCGGGCCCGCCGGGAAGUAAGGAGGCAGGGAACAGGCCGCCAGGCUCAGGCACUAGCUUCCCCUCACCCAGCCCCGCCCCUUCCGGAGAGAGUCUGGGGCCACUGUCCUGCCAAUCGCCCGUCUCUCCUGCUCUAGCCCCGCCCCCAAACAUGGCACUGGGUUGCUGGCCACGCCCACUGUCUCUCGUGGCGCCUGCGCAGGCGCAGAGCAGGUGCCGGAAGUGUCGGAAGCGGAUCCCGGCGCGGCGAAGGGGCGCUGCAGCCGCGCUGCUCCCAGCCUGCCCCGCUCCUUGCCGGGGUCGCCUGCGCCCGGCGCCGGGAAGAUGUUGCCUUUAUCCAUCAAGGACGAUGAGUACAAACCGCCCAAGUUCAACCUGCUCAGCAAGGUCUCGGGCUGGUUCAGGUCCAUCCUGUCCGACAAGACCUCGCGGAACCUGUUCUUCUUCCUCUGCCUCAACCUCUCCUUCGCCUUCGUGGAGCUGCUCUACGGCAUCUGGAGUAACAGUUUAGGUCUAAUAUCAGAUUCCUUUCAUAUGUUCUUUGACUGUACUGCUCUACUGGCCGGAUUAGCAGCUUCAGUCAUUUCAAAGUGGAGAUCAAAUGAUGCUUUCUCAUAUGGGUAUGUUCGAGCAGAGGUACUGGCUGGUUUUGUAAAUGGUCUGUUUCUGAUCUUCACAGCAUUCUUCAUUUUCUCUGAAGGCGUUGAGAGAGCAUUGGAGCCUCCUGAUGUGCAUCAUGAGAGACUUCUUCCUGUGUCUAUAUUAGGAUUCCUUGUGAAUCUUAUAGGAAUAUUUGUUUUUCAACAUGGAGGCCACGGACACUCACAUGGCUCUGGGCAUGAGCACAGUCAUUCUCUAUUUAAUGGUGUUCUCAGCCAUGGACACAGUCACGGAGGUCACGGUCACACCCAUGAAUCCAAACAUGGCCAUGGGCAUUCUCAUGAUCACAGUCAUGGGAAGGGACACUCGCACAAUCAGGAGUAUUGUCAUGAUGAUCACUCGCUUGAAGGGGCUGCAGGAUCUAACAGACAGAUUUUAGAAGGUGUAUUUUUACACAUUGUCGCAGACACUCUUGGAAGUGUUGGUGUAAUCAUAUCAGCUAUACUGAUGCAGAACUAUGGUCUAAUGAUAGCAGAUCCUAUCUGUUCAAUGCUCAUAGCUCUACUCAUAGGAAUAAGUGUUGUUCCACUUUUAAGAGAGUCCAUUGGAAUCUUAAUGCAGCGAACUCCACCUUCCCUGGAAAGUGCCCUGCCUCAGUGCUAUCAGAGGGUUCAGCAGUUGCAAGGAGUUUACAGUUUACAUGAUCCACACUUCUGGACCCUUUGUAGUGACGUUUACAUAGGGACCUUGAAACUAUUUGUAGCUCCUGAUGCUGACGCCAAGUGGAUUCUAAGCCAAACUCACAAUAUUUUUACUCAGGCAGGAGUCAGACAGCUUUAUGUACAGAUUGACUUUGCAGCCAUGUAGUGAACAUCAUAAAUUGAGUUCUUUGGACCAAAGUUUUCUGGUACUGUAAUGGUAUAAAACAUUGUACUCUUCAAGACAGAGCCACCGCCACCCCGGUUAACCAAGACCAAAUAGACUGCUGCCUUUUGGCUACUUCUAGAGUUCACGUUUAAGGAGUAAAAACUGAAAGGAUGCGUCUUGGACUUCUGGGCUUGUCUUUUGUGGCCCCAAAACUUUUUUUUCAUUUUGUGAGGGUUUUUUUUUUUUUUUAACUUACUACAAUUGUUCCAACAGGAAACUAAGAUCGUGGGACUGCAAGUCCUGGUCAUGUCUUUAAUGAAGGGCUUGUCCAAACAAAAAAAAUUAGUUCAUAGCAAGCUGGGGCGUGAAUCUACUCUACACUAGCCUGUGGCAGACUAACUGCCCAUGUGGCUCCUGCCUUUAUGUAUUAACGGUUUGCUAGUGCACUUUGAUCUAGUCCUGUUCUAAAGAGGACUAGAUCUAAGCAUGUGUCAGCAGGGUCCAUAUUGACAGUUAGUCUCUAGCAGGCUAGCUGAGUAGAUUCACACCCCAGCUUGCCGCAAACUAACUGUUCACAUAAACAAGCCUGAAAGCUGCUUGUUCCCACAAAACCAGUGUUAUCAGAAAUUAGAGAGCGGUCUUGUACAUAAUGUCACAAUGGGUGGCAUUCUUCGUUAUAAUCGUAUGUUUGUAAAAUUGUUUGUACUUUGCAAACUUAAUGAACCAAACCAUAUUGGGGUUUCAAAGUGCCUUUAUAUCAGAAAAAGUAUUUGCCAGCAUCAACAUGGAACAUGAAGGGUUUUUAUUACUUUUAUGGCUACAGCUUGUUCACAACCUUAUUCUUGCUAGUGAUGUAUGUGACUGUGUACUUGCGUAAUUGUAGAUUUUAGACUCCCUUUUACUGUUGCAUCUUAUCAAAUGAACUGGAGUGAAAUCUGUUUAAUUUACAUUACAAGUUAAAGCUAUUGUGGGAAACUUGCUUUCAAAACAUCUGUCUAUUUGCUAUAUAUAUAUUGUCCUAAGAGUUGUUUUAACCAAAUUAAACAUUCAACCCUGGGUCUAAGUCUAUGAAUGAAAGUUUCUCAAUACUGUUAUAGUAAUUGGAAAUUGUAUUGCAAUAACCAUGUUCAUAAACUCACCAUGCAAAAGAGAGAGGCAGUUGCAGCAUAAUCAUAGUAAUGGAAGAGCUGUUUUGCUUUUAUCGUUCAAAUACGGACUUAAUCUUUUUUUUUUAAACUUUGCUGUGAAAAUUAGUCUACUAGGUUUUAAUAGACUAUUAAAGAGGUUGGAAGUAGUUACUAUGUUUAACUAAACGGGGGGAGAGGAGCUCUUCCUGGCAAAUGUAUCUGCAGUGGAAAUGAGGACUACUAGAUGUGCCAUGUAAGGUCACAUUCUCUUAGUUCACAUGUUUGAUUCUGACAUGAGCAUGAUCUCUCUUAUCCAUGUCUUGUGUGCGCGCGCACACACACACACACACACAGAUUUGUCCACAGAGCGCUUUCCAGAAACAUCCAUAGACCAUAUUUUUACUGGCAUUUACAUUUUGAACUCAAAAUGAGUGUUAAAUUCCUGAGACAAUCCUACAACACCUGUACUGUAGAUGCAAUGCUUCCACAAAAAGUAAUUAUGACAAUUAUCAGUGCAAAAUUACUGUAGUCUCAUUCUGUUUGAAUUCAGAGACUGAACAGUAAAGAUCCCACAAAUGUAUCUUUGAUUUCCACAUCUGAAGCUGUUGGUUAGUCUGACUAGGACAUAGAGCAAGAAAAAGGAAGUCUCCUUUUUAUUAAUAGGAACUAAAUUGGCUGUUUGAGGGGAAACUCGUGAAUUAAUAAAUUUAUACUUAAUGUACAGUGUUUAGUGGAGUAAAACAAGACAAGGAUGCUUACUUGAAAAAUCAAAUGUGCUGCUGACUGGUAUGAAUUCUAGGUAUUUUUCUGAUGCAGAUAUCAGUGUCCUUGUAACUGAUUAAAUACCCAGUAAUGGGGUAGUACUAAAAUCAAAGAGUGUUGUUGAACCGAUUAGAACUACUUUAGUCACAGUUGAUGAGCAUUGAGUAUGAUAGACACUAUAGAAAUACCUAAGAUUGAAUUGCAGGGAUGGUUUGUAUAGUGCAAUGGUUUUGCUGCAGAUGUUACUGCAUUAUUGCAAUUUACAGGGAUAAGCAGCUUCUUAGAUUCAGUUUUAUUCCUCCUGUAUGACUCACUUUGUAUUUUUAUAUAUAUAAAUGCUGCUUAAUUGCUAGUCUCUGUGCCUUGAGUUGAGCUCACCAGAUUGAUGCAGAUAGAUUAUUAGGGUUGGAAGGGACCUCAGGAGAUCAUCUAGUCCAACCCCCUGCUCAAAGCAGGACCAAGCCCCAAAUGGCCCCCUCAAGGAUUGAACUCUCAACCUUGGGUUUAGCAGGCCAAUGCUCAAACCACUGAGCCAUCCCUCCUGUCCUCUGAUACACAAGUGCUGAAUGAACUAAUAAUUUUUAAUUUGUACAAACCUGUGAUUCAAACCCCCAAGGUAAGACCUCUUCCAUGGCUUCUGUAAUGUCAUGCACAUACGUGGACUGUGGGUAUUGUCUUUUGUUUGGGAAGUCUUUAACACAGGCAAUAAUGCAACAAUCCGCUUAUCUUAAGGAUGGUGGUCUCUGUCACUUUGAGCCACCAUUUUAAAAGGAAGACCCAGCCUCUUUCACCUAAAUUGUAAGAGCCAUAACCUCAAACUGACUUUUUGGGGUGAUUUUGUCUUCCAGACUUACAGCUUUGAUUUGUUUCUGGGCUGCUGAGCUAAGCUGCUUAAUCAUCUUAAACUACUUUUAACACUAGCCAAAUUAUUGGGGUAAGCUGCUUAUUGUGAAUGUUUUAGCUGAAUGUUAGUGGGAUGCUUUUUCAGUAGCUGUGAUUUGCUAAAUGUCUUACUGCAAGUGAGCAGUUGCUUGGAUGUUACUGUUUUUGGUUUUUUUUCUUGUGUAUUUUAAAAGGACUCAGGAUUGUCAUAUGGCUAAUCUUCCUUGCCAAGACCAGUAUUUGACAGCAUAAUCCGUUUUCUGCACACUGACCUUUAAUGAAAAUUGUUCUUUAAACUACUUGUAACAAAGAUUAAAUUUCUUUCUUGCCUAGGAAGAUCUUUAAUUUGAGACUCGGGGGGAAAUCAGGCCUAUAGUGUCUUGCUCAUGAGAAAUGCACAUAUUUUUACAAUCAAGAUGAGUCUUAAUCACGUUUGGGAUGGCUUUUACAUUUAAUAGCAAGAUGUACAUAACUACAACAUUUGUUUUUUGUAAAAUAUAAUUUAAAUGUGGUGAUAGUGUAUGGAAAGUUGUUUGCUGUCAAGCAACAGGAUUGCGUUCUCAUUUCAAGUACAUGACUUUUUGGCUGAGUAGAUUUAUUUGAAAAGAAUGUGCGAGUAACUUGGUCAAAAGACAGUAGAUGGCAUACCCUGCAUUUUCAGUUGGUGUAAAUUUACUCCUGUAGCAUGAAGUCCAAGCAGCAUUGUUUGGGUAACUCUCAUGCUAUUGCUUGGGCAGCAUGGAGGCCAACAAAUGCAUUAUGUGUCUUCAGGAUGCUCUGUCCUGAGCUAACUCUGGUCUAUUGUGGGGUAGGGUGCCUGUGAGGGACAGGUGUCAGGCUGUCCAGCCAUCGUGUUUUAGGUCUUCCAGGAAGUCUCUCACCCUGCUUCCAAACAGCAUAGCAACAUUUAUUUUUUUCCCUAGUAAUGAACUACUAGGUGAGCUGGAAUUAUUGAAGACUGUAGAUAAUGUGACUAAUAUAAACCCCUGAACGUUGAACCAUCAAGGACUACUUACAACUGUUUUGUUUCAAAUGACACUAGAUUCUGCUUCUAAUAUACUAAUGGAGGUGUUAGUGAUCUCUUAACUUCAUCCUGAAUCCCUGCAGAAGAUGGUCCAUUUUAAGAGUGAUUGGGGGGUAGGGGGGAGAAACUUGCUAAAUUUCACUUUUCUAAUUGACAAACCUGAUGACAGUCAAAAUUUCAUCUAACUGUCCAUGAAGACAUAACAGCAAGGUGCUACAGUGAAUCUCAUUACUAGAAAUGUGUAUAAGAUUACUACCUACAAUGUUGCUUAGCAUUGAACAUAACAUGGCAGAAAAUAGGCCUUCCACUGAAGUUUACAAUUUGAUCCUAUAAGCAGUUAAACAUGAAUAAAGUUACACACUGUGUGUGAGUGGGCCUCAAGUGGGGAGCUUAAGUAAAUCUAGUAUCCUUGCUACACUACACUAUGGGUUACAUAGUACAAAAAAUAAGCAUGUCAGAAUAAUUGAGCCUAGUACUUUUUUGUAAUGCACUAUUGCAGUAAUCUAUAUUUGAUCUUCCAGUCAUUAACCUGUGAAAUUUUAAGAGUGGCUGCCUGUCUAUUAUCAGAAUCCAGAACUCUAACUCAGAGGUGGAAGCUAGUGCUACUGAGUAAGAUUAACUAUAUUUGAGGUUAUGAUUUGUUUUCAUUUUUUAAAAUCUGAGUAGAGAAGGGAGGAAGGAAAUACUCACCAGUUCAGUACAGAUGCUAGCUAUCACUGUGUUGUGGGGAUGCAAAUGAGAUACCUGGAGAAGUUGCUGUUGAAUAGCAUUGUUCCUCAAUAUUAUAUAUACCUUUCACCCAUUUAAGAUAAAUUGCUUAAUAGGACUUACAAGGAAGACAGAUCAAUGCAUGGCUCAGUGUACCUUCACACUCACUGACUUAUGGUACUGCAUAAUUCAGAUGUCAUAUGAGACCCCGAGGAUUGUAUGAAAUAGAAAAUGGAUUUUAAAGAUGUUGAAUUUGUAUUAAAUAGGCAUGAGAACCCUAAAAUACACCUAAGAUUGUUUCAAUACCAGUUCAGAUCAGCAUCUUUAUUCAUGAAUAACCUUGUCCUGUUUUCUUCAAUUAGCUUCUACGAUUGUAUUUGGUAUGACAGCUGAUUUUUUUUUAAACUGUGUGACUUUUAGAUGUUAAAGGAAUAAUAUAAGAUAAAGAGGAACUUUCUUCAACCCAGUUCUCUCACUGUUAAUACUGGUUUUGCAAAACCAAAAUAUGAUGGUGUCAGACCCUACCUGACUAGGAUGCUGCAUUGCAUACAAUAGCACUACCCACUCCUGCAGUGGCUAAUUCCCUCCCUCCACUCCCCAAGACCAUGGAUCCUCUUUCUGCUUUUUAUUUUUAUUUUACUCCCCUUUUCCUCAAAGCCCUUGUGUUGGUGACCAUCCAUAUCUGGCCUUCACGGGCAGGAGGUUGUUAUAGUACCCUGUCAAAAGAUGCAGGUCAUUCUCCCAGGAUCUGCUAGCAACUGAAAUAUUUAUUCAUCUUCCAAUAUGUGCAAAUGCAGAAUAAUUUACCUUUCAGGUUUAGUGAGCCACACUUCAAGUGUAAGUUCCUGCCUGUGGGGUAAUUUUACUCUGCAUACAAUGUUUGGCAGAAGCACUGUUGUGUAAAGGAAUUUGCAUAUUUCACUUCCCACAUAUACAAAAACCCUUGAUGGUAAUAUGUGCCAGGAUCUAGUUCAAGAGUUGAAAUUAGUAGCUACCGAGGGGGCUGGCUAGCACAUGAAGGAGUGUGAAUGAAAAAAUUGCCAAAACCAUUCCUAGCAGCAACACAGUACUGUUUGCGCCUUUCCAGUUAAUUUUUAAAUACAUGAAGUACUCUUACUGGUGUGCUUAAAUUUAAUAGUGUGGUAUUAGAACAUCUAUAAACAAAUGUUUUGAGUAGGAAACUGCUGAUUCUAAAUAAAAUUGCAGAGACGCUAUACUGUAACUUGGUUGGGGGAGUGCUGAAGUUAAGCCAUUAUGACUUGCCCCAAGUGCAAUAUUAAAAAUUUUGAUGUAAUCUUUUUUUCUACUUGAAUGGUUUAAGUAAAACGUUUCAUCUGAUGUAUUUGAAAAAGAUUUGGGAUCAAAUUUCCUUUCAAUAAAACUUGGUUUAAAAAAAAA
This is a messenger RNA of Mauremys mutica (yellowpond turtle), 7503 nucleotides long. It is a transcript of the gene SLC30A7, whose product is annotated as solute carrier family 30 member 7. The transcript is spliced from 11 exons. The record is from RefSeq and is a predicted model, not a curated record. Gene Ontology annotation, molecular function: zinc ion transmembrane transporter activity. Lineage: Eukaryota; Metazoa; Chordata; Testudines; Geoemydidae. Gene Ontology annotation, cellular component: membrane; Golgi apparatus. Bases 460 to 1602 code for a protein of 380 amino acids. Gene Ontology annotation, biological process: zinc ion transport; transmembrane transport; intracellular zinc ion homeostasis.